Molecule: messenger RNA, 1059 nt
Organism: Monoraphidium neglectum
Lineage: Eukaryota; Viridiplantae; Chlorophyta; Chlorophyceae; Sphaeropleales; Selenastraceae
Exons: 3
Coding region: 1-1059 (352 amino acids)
Source: RefSeq, a predicted model, not a curated record
AUGGAGGACUGCAAGAACCUCUUUGGGCCCUAUGGCGACCUGCUGUUCAUGGGAGACGUCCUGCCAGAGCCGCUGCGCACCCUGUGGCGCCUGCUGCGCACUGCCGCGCGGCACUACAUCUUCAUCGGCAAUCCCGAGGAGACGUUCACAACCCGCGCCCGCCAGGACGCCCGCAGGGCGCUGCGCCAGUUUGCCAUCAUGAUCGAGCGCGACGACCGCCUUCCCCGCAGCUUGCUGUCCUACACACUGCACAUGAUGCUCUGCAGGCUUUAUGAUCAGGAGGAUGCGCGCGGGAUGGUGGGCCUGGACGGCGAGUGGUGGAUUGAGCGCGGCGUGGCGCUGUUCAAGGACCUGAUUGCUGGGCGCCAAAUCGUCAGGGGGGUCGAGAAGGUGGCAGCCCACAGCCUCCUGCUGCGAGACGCGCUUGCCGAACAGCUGCUGCAGCACCCAGAGCUCGCCGCGUGCCAACAGCCAGCACAGGCGGUGGCGACGGCUGAGGCAGCCGCGUCCGCCAGCGGCCGCACGGCGGGGGCCGCAGCCGCCGCCAGCUCGGCUGCUGCGGGCAGCGGCAUCCGCGGGCGGCGCGCGAGGCGCAGCGCCGCCCCCGACAGCUUCGCGCCCGGCAGGGGCGGCUGCCGCAUGCUGGACGCUGGCCACCAGGUGCGCCGCGAGGCGCAGCGCGAUGAGGCCCGCAGCGUGCUGACGACGUUCUUCACGGCCAUGGCGGGGUCUGACGUGGACGGCUGGACGCUGCCAGCCGCCAUCGAGGCUGUGAACAGUGGGCGCCUGCGGGUGUUCAAGCGCGCUCACAUGCCGCACGACGGCGGUGACGUCACCUCUAGCGAGUACCGCCGCAGCCGCUCGCGUGUGUCAUGCUUUGUGCGGCAGACAUGGGAGGACUCGGGCUCGUUGCCGUACAUCUGCGAUGUCGUGCGGCUGGUGCUCCUGGAGCCGCCAACGGCCACAGCAGCGGCGCCGCAGUGGCCGCAGUGGCUGCAGCGGCGGCGGGCAGAAGCCGGGAGCUCAGCGGCAGCAACGGCGGCAGCGGCGGCGGCAUAA